Molecule: messenger RNA, 1496 nt
Organism: Engraulis encrasicolus (European anchovy)
Lineage: Eukaryota; Metazoa; Chordata; Actinopteri; Clupeiformes; Engraulidae
Gene: mrpl37
Product: mitochondrial ribosomal protein L37
Exons: 7
Coding region: 121-1398 (425 amino acids)
Biological process (GO): translation
Cellular component (GO): ribosome; mitochondrion
Molecular function (GO): structural constituent of ribosome
Source: RefSeq, a predicted model, not a curated record
GCCAAAACUAGUACUGCGCAUGCUCAAACAUGUCUGCGCCCUUGGUGCGGUAGUGUCACAUUUAGGAGUCAGAAAAUUGAGGUUUUGUCAGUUUAUACUGAAGGCGCUGUAUUUAUAAAAAUGCUCAAGACAUCAUUUCAUCGAGGCAUAGCUAUACCUGGGCUAGAGCAUUCUGUACGUUCACUAUUUGAAAUUGAACUUCCUUCCAGUCGUCAUGGCCAUCGUUUGCUUUCUAGCAGUUCAUCUGUCUGCGGAAAAGCUGUUCCAAGGAAAAAGCCUAAAGAAAACAUAGAAAUAAACGGCCUUGAAAAGAUCACAUACGCCGAGAGAAUGCACUAUGUUCCUGUGUUGGCGAAACCAAUAUUUCCACCCUGGAAGCCCAACCACAAGGACCCUCUUCAUCACAGGUCAUCUAGCCACGAGGAAAUGCCACUGUAUAAAGACAAAUCCUGCCAUGUAUUCCAUCAACGCACAAAGUUAACGGAAGGUGUAAAACAGUCACUCUGGCUGACUAAAUCCAGACUAGUCAAAGGAAUACCUGCUCAGAUCAUGGCACUUGCGGAUGAUCCAAGCAACCAGAUUGAGAAUCAGGAUGAGAGGGUGCAGAAUGCCAUCAAACACGCACGGUUCUGGGACACCACAGAGCGUCGGCCUGAAAGAGAACGGUUUUGCCCCACGCUCCUCAACAGCCUGAUUUACAUGUGCAGACUGCAGCAAGGCAAACACCCUGGUCUUGGACAAAGGCUUCUGAGCCAGGAUUACAGUUUGUCUGCUUCAUGGCACAGAGGUGAGAAUCACAUCCAGGUGCGGGGGAAGAAUGGGAUGUUGCUCAGCAGUAUGUCCCCGUUGCCUGCCAUAGCUGAGAGGGAUGAGGUCCAGGCCACAGCAGACACAGAACUGGAAACCUUCUACCCCAUCUCCCCAACGAUUGACCUCCAGUGCAUCAACGUCUAUGACGUGAAGACGGCCACCGGUUUCAGCGAAGGCUAUCGCUAUCCGCAUGGUCACACGCUGUUCUUUGCCCACUUGUUGGAUGGCCACCAUGAGGAGCUGCGGGCCAAGAUGGUCAUGUUUGCCUUCGGAAACGCUCUAGCUCGGGCCAGGGCCCUGUACGGGGCUGAGCCCCAGGUCCUGGAGAAGCCAGUGGUGCUGCAGAGUGUUGGCACAAACGGCCGCCUCUUCCAGUUCAUGGUGUUUCAGUUGAACACCACAGACCUGGCCUCCGACGACGGUGUGAAGAACUUGGUCUGGAUAGACGAAGACCAACCUCUGUAUGAAUUUGCUAAGGUCCGGCCACUCAUCAAGAAGAAAGUUGUAGAGGUGCCUGCUGGUCUGGCUGGAUAUAACCCUGACACGUUCAAGAAGUUCCUGGCAUUCUACCUGCAUGGUGCAGUCUGAGCCCAGGAAAGUGAUCGUCCCCUCAAAGCUAUGGUGUCUUGUUCAUCGAUGUCUCUCUUCACCCAGUAAAUAAAGCCCAUCCCAAAGUUGAAACUCUA